Anarrhichthys ocellatus (wolf-eel) is the source of this 1400-nucleotide messenger RNA. RefSeq names its product serine/threonine-protein kinase NLK2-like. Gene Ontology annotation, molecular function: protein kinase activity; ATP binding. NCBI's taxonomy places the organism in Eukaryota, Metazoa, Chordata, Actinopteri, Perciformes, Anarhichadidae. Gene Ontology annotation, biological process: protein phosphorylation. The record is from RefSeq and is a predicted model, not a curated record. Bases 724 to 1293 code for a protein of 189 amino acids. The transcript has 4 exons.
AGAGCACCAUACGGCCUCCUGGAUGAGACGCAUAUUCAUCCAUGAAAUCACAACAAACCAUCAUCUUUAUGGGACGCUUGUUUGGUUGGAUAUCACGACGCGAUGACCAGCUAGCGAGCAGUCCAGAGCUAGCUGCUAGCUAGCUGGUCGGCUAGCCGGAGUUAGCAGCUCCGCUAGACCCGCAAAUAACUCGGUUUAUUUCGGCCUUUUUUUAAAAAUAUGUUUCUGCGCCACAUGCCCUCUUUAAUUUAACCGGGCUUUUCUCUAUACGUGAAUUAAUUAAAUUAUCAAAAUAUGUUUUUUAAUAUGUAGGUCACUGUUUCCAACCAAUGCUAGUUAUGUGGGUCAUAGACAUGUUAGCACGGACAGCUGGUUAGCACGGCAGCUAGCUGGGUUUUAUCUUUUAAUGUAUCCGUUAUUUAAAACAUAAAUAAAAACAAUAACGUUUAAUCACAUGCGUGUGUUAAGUGAGGAUUACUCUCCAGCUAGUAUAUCUGAGGUUAUCGAGUGGAACAUUUAUUUAUCUUUAAUAUUUUGGACCAUCGUCGGCUUCGCUAGCUGUGAUCCUGCUAGCUAAGCUAACCGAUUAGCUUCACUAAUCAACCAGGAGUCUACGGGAUCAUGCUGAGUGUGGAUCCGUGUUUCCUCGUCUCCUAGCCGCUCAGCAGCAGCAGCUUGGUGCCGACAUCGCGGACUGUUUCUGGGGUUUUGGUGAGAGGAGUGAUGGCAUUUCACGGCGCCGGCCGUCAGACCGUCUGUGGAGACUUGUUUCCGGGCUCCGACCUGGGCCACAAGUAUUUCUGUGUGAAUUCCUCCUGUGGAGCUCCGUCCACGGGCCUCAGCGCCACCCCGUGCCUGACCGGGCCCACCGCUCCGGCCGGGACGCCCCGCCACCCCACGGCUAUGGGGGGGAGCGCCGGGGGAGGGGCGGCGGUGCCUCAGCCCUACAGCAACCCGGCCAGCGAGGUGCCGAGCCCCGCAGAGAUGGAGCCCGACCGGCCCAUCGGUUACGGAGCCUUCGGUGUCGUCUGGUCCGUCACGGAUCCACGAGACGGUCGUAAAGUGGCUCUGAAGAAGAUGCCCAACGUCUUCCAGAACCUGGUCUCCUGUAAGAGGGUCUUCAGAGAGCUGAGGAUGCUCUGCUUCUUCAAACACGACAACGUUCUGUCGGCGCUGGACAUCCUGCAGCCUCCACAGAUCGACUGCUUUGAGGAAAUGUAUCCUUUUUAUUCAUAUGUGAACAAAAACAAUCAAAAGUCAGAAUCACACCCUCGUUUAUUAUUAACCUUCUGAUCACAAAGCACUUUCUCUCCCGUCAAGCUCCAGUCUUGAUUUUCAAAAUAAAAGUCCUGCUCCUCUAUGGAACAGAACUAUGAUGACUUGGGGUACUUCUCAAGUCU